AUGCCAGAUACCAAGGUCUACCUGCUUGAUGGCGGCACGCUGGUGCUGGACGGGUUUCACAUCUGGUGGAACAAGGGACCGGGAGGAGAGGUUCGCUUCCCCGUCUAUUCGGUGCUCGUCGAUCAUCCGCAAGGCAAGUUCCUGAUCGACACCGGCUACGACUACGACCAUGUGCAGAAGGUGCUGCCGUUCGAGAAGCCGCAGCAGACAGAGCAGCAGACCAUUCCCGGCGCGCUCAAACUGCUCGGACUGGAGCCCAAGGACAUCGACGUCCUGUUCAAUUCGCAUUUCCAUUUCGACCAUGUGGGCGGCAACAAGUUUUUCCCGGACGUCAAGAAGAUCUGCCACAAGGAUGAGAUGCCGCAGGCGGCCAACUGCCAGUCCUUCGAAGUGCUCGGCUAUUCCGAUCUGGCUUUCUCCACCGAGGUGGCCGAAGCGCGCGGCAUGACCGAUCAGCUCGAUGCCGGCCAGACAGCCGGCAAUACCAGUUUCGAGUUCGUCGAGGGCGAUGUGGAACUCGCGCCGGGGGUGACGCUGAUUUACACGCCGGGCCACACGGUCGGGCAUUAUUCCCUGCUGGUCGAGUUCGACACGCGCCGUCCGCUGCUGCUGACGCUCGAUGCCGCCUAUACCCGCAAGAACUAUGAAAACGACAUCAAUGCCGGGUUCCACAUCGACCCUGUGGCGGGCGUGGAAUCGAUGCGCCGUCUCAAAAAGAUCGAAGAGGACAAGAACGCCGAGGAGGGGAAUUGCAUGAUGUAUGAUGAGUCAAGGGCGCCAGUCUUCACACUGACGUCCGGGCCCGUGGACGCCUACCCGGAAGUAUUGCGCGCGCUCGGACGGACGGUGCUGUACGACUACGAUCCGGCGUUCCAGGCGUUCUAUGAGAACGUUGCGCUGAAGGCGCAAAAGGCGAUGAGGACCGGCGCUCCGCCGCUGAUACUGCAGGGCGAGCCGGUGAUGGCGCUCGAAGGCGCUGCCGCCUCUCUCAUCGCCAGGGAGGAUGUGGUUCUCAACCUGGCCUCCGGGGUCUACGGCAAGGGUUUUGGCUAUUGGGCGGCACGCUAUGCCAAGAAGGUCGAAGAGAUCGAGGUGCCCUAUGACAGUGCCAUCGAUCCCGAACAGGUGCGUGCCUUCCUCAAGGCGCAUCCGGAGAUCGCGGUUGUCUGCGUCUGUCACCACGACACGCCAUCGGGCACGCUGAACGACAUCGAAGCGAUUGGCGCGAUCGCGGCGGAGGCGGGCGCAUUGCUGCUUGUCGAUGCGGUUUCCUCCUGGGCCGGUAUGCCCACAAGCGCGGCCGCCAGCCAGGCUGCGGUUUAUGUCACCGGACCGAACAAGUGCCUCGGCUGCCCGCCCGCGCUGUCGCUGGUCGCGGUCUCGGACGCUGCCUGGGCCAAGAUCGAGGCAAAUCCCGACGCUCCCUUCGCCUCAAUGCUCAGCUUCACCGACUGGAGGCAUGCGUGGAAGAAGACCGAACCGUUUCCCUUCACGCCAUCGGUGUCGGAGAUCAACGGACUGGACGCGGCCCUCGAUCGCUACCUUGAGGAAGGACCGGAAGCGGUAUGGGCGCGUCAUGCGCUUACCGCCCGGAUCUGCCGUGAAGGGAUCAAGGCCAUGGGCAUCGAGCUUUGGCCGAUACGUGAAGAGAUCGCUUCGCCCACAACCACGGCGGUUCGGAUGCCCGAAGGCAUCGACGCCGGCACGGUGCUGGCGGCAGCGCGUGCGCGCUACGGCGUGUCCAUGUCCGCGGGCCGUUCCGAAACGCUCGGGAAACUGGUGCGGAUCGGCCAUAUGGGGCCCACCGCCCAGCCGGUCUACGCCUUGGUCGCGAUCGCCGCGAUAGGCGGGGCGCUGAAGUCCGCGGGCGCGCAGGUGGACGUGCCGGCGGGACUGGCGGCGGCGCAGGGUAUCGGCAAGGCAAUCGCCAGGGCGCUUGCGGAGGCCGGGGCGAAGGUGGUGAUCUCCGACAUCAAUGGCGAAGGCGCAAAGUCGGCGGCAGCCGAGAUCGGGCAUGGCGCCAAGGGUGUGGCCUGCGAUGUCACCGACGUAGAACAGGUCAACACGAUGUUGGAGGACGCCGCCGAGGAUGGUGCGAUCGACAUCCUCGUCAACAACGCCUCCAUCGUUCCCUUCAUCGCAUGGGACGAUGUGGAUCUCGCCCAUUGGCGGCAGAUCGUGGACACCAACCUGACCAGCGUCUUCAUCGCCAGCCGCAAGGCCACCGACAUGAUGCGCGCGGCCGGGCGCAAGGGCACGGUGCUCAAUAUCGGCUCCAACGCCUUUUAUGCGGGCACGCCCAACAUGUCCGCCUAUGUCGCAGCCAAGGGCGGCGUGGUCGGCUUUACCCGUGCCCUGGCCACUGAACUUGGAAAGGACGGGAUCAGGGUCAACGCGGUGAUGCCGGGUCUGACCGAGUCCGACGGGGUGAAGGCCAGCCCUCAUAAUGAAGCCUUCGGCUUUGUCGAGAUGCUUCAGGCGAUGCCCGGCAAGGGUCAGCCAGAGGAUAUCGCCAAGGUCGUUGCGUUCCUCGUCUCCGACGAUGCCGGCUGGAUGACCGGUCAGUGCGUCAAUGUCGAUGCCGGGAUGGAGCGAACGCUGAGGGCCGCGGCCUACAGCCUCGACCUCGAGCCCUCAUCCGUGAGCCGCCAAAUCAACACACUGGAAACACAGCUCGGCCUGCCCCUUCUCGAACGGAGCCGCAAGGGGGUCGUUCCGACAGAGGCCGGACGGCUUUUGCUGGACCAUCUGCGGCGGCAGCGCGCCGACAAUGAAGCGUUGCUGUCGGACUUUGACGCACUGCGUGGCAUGCAGCGCGGCGAGAUCGUGAUCGCCAUUGGCGACGGCUUUAUCAGCGAUUUCAUGGCCAAUGCGCUUCCCAGUUUUCGGGCCGCACUCCCCGGCAUUUCGUUUCAACUGCUCAGCGGCUCGACCGAGAAAGUUGCGAAGCUCGUGCGCGAGGACGUCGCGCAUUUCGGGUUCGCGUUCAAUCCAGACCGCGAACAGGCCUUGCGUGUGAUCGAGCGCGUGCGCCAGCCAUUGGAAGUGCUGCUCAGCCCCCAGUCGAAACAUGCCGGAUCCGGCGUCGCCAUGUCGAUGUCUCAACUGACCGAGAUUCCCCUCGCGCUUCCCAGGCCCGAUUUUGGCAUCGGAACACUGCUGCGAGAGACUGAGGCCACCUAUGGCGUGCGGCUGUCGGGGCUGGUCGAGACAGACUCACUGGCCGUGCUGCGGAACUUCGUGCGCGAAGACAUCGGCGCGACGAUCCUGCCAGCCUUUGUCGUCGCGCGCGAGUUGGCGGACGGCCAUGUCGUGACCGUGCCUCUCGAUAUUCCCGAGUUGCAAAAGGGCGAGGUGAGUUCCAUGAUCUUGAAGAAACUUUUUUCCGCGACGGCUGGUUUGGCCAUUGCGGUGGCUUUGGGCCAGGCUGCCUCGGCAGAAACCCUGCGUCUGGCCUCGCAAGGCGACGCAACGAGCCUUGAUCCGCACAGCCACAAUGAGAGUUUCACGAACUACUUUCUCGCGAACGUCUACGAGGGGCUCGUCGGCCGCGACAAGAAUUUCAGCAUUGCCGGCCAGCUUGCCGAAAGCUGGGAACAGGUUGAUGCGACCACAUGGAGGUUCAACCUUCGAUCCGGCGUCACGUUUCACGACGGGUCGGCCUUUGCGGCCGACGAUGUGAUCUUCUCGAUGAACCGGGCCCUUGCGGACACCUCCAACUUCAAGCACGUGCUGGCUUCCGUCGACAGCUUCACCGCCAUCGACGACCGGACCGUCGAGAUCGUGACCAAGGCUCCUAACCCGAUCCUGCUGAACGAUCUCCUGGACCUGAUGAUCGUGGACAAGCAGUGGGCAGAAGCCAACGGGUCGGAAGAGCCGAUCAAUCUCCAGGCCGAGGAGAAGGCCUUCUCCGCAACCAAUGCCAACGGUACGGGUCCGUUCCGCGUGGUCAGCCGGACUCAAGGCGAGAAGACGGAGUUGGCGGCCAACCCGAAUUAUUGGGGUGAGAGGGGAAAUGUGACCGAAGUCGUCUUCACUCCGAUCAACAACGCCUCGACGCUGGUGUCGGCCCUGUUGUCCGGUGAAGUCGAUGUUGUCAUGCCGCUUCCGCUUCAGGACAUUCCGCGCGUCGAAUCGGCCGAUGGCGUCAAGGUGGUCUCCAGUCCCGAGGCACGCACCAUGUAUAUCGGCAUGGACCAGUGGCGUGACCAGAUCAUUGAGAGCCCUGUCGAAGGCAACCCGUUCCUGGACCUUCGUGUGCGUCAGGCAUUCGCACACGCCAUCAAUGCGGAGGCAAUCAUUGAUCGCGUGAUGCAGGGUCAGGCGACACUGGCCACGCAAUAUGUGAUGGACAAUGUGAAUGGCUACAAUCCGGACCUGACCCGGCUGCCCUACGAUCCCGAGAAGGCCAAAUCGCUGUUGGCGGAAGCCGGCUAUCCAGACGGUUUCGAGCUGACGAUGGACUGUUCGACCGACCGCUAUGUGAAUGACGGUCAGAUUUGUCAGGCAACAGUCAGCCUGCUGGCGCAGGUCGGCAUCAAGGUGAACCUGCUGGCGCAGCCGAAGGCACAGUUCUUUCCCAAGGUCGUCUCGCCGGACUUCGGCACCUCGUUCUUCCUGCUGAGCUGGACGCCGUCGACGAUGGACAGCCUCAACGUCUUCCAGAACGUGCUGGGCACGCGCGACCUGGACAAUGGGCGGGGCGCCUGGAACAUCUCCGGUUGUUCGGUUCCGGAAGCUGAUGCGCUGGCAGCGGAGGCCGCCACCAUGAUGGACGCGGAUGCGCGUGAGAAGCUGCUGCAGGACGCGAUGGCGCUGAUGGUGGACAAUGUCUGUCUGGUGCCGCUGCAUGUGCAGCAACUGGUCUGGGGCGUUGCCCAAAACAUCGACGUCGUACAACACCCCACGUUCGAGUUCCCCCUGGAACACUUCAACGCCUGUCUGGUCAUGCUUUGCGUCGCUCUGGUCGGAUUCCUGGUGUUCCAGUUCGUCGGCGAUCCGGUGCUGGCGCUUGUCGGACAGGAAACCUCGAUCGAGGAUCGUGAGGCGCUCCGCGAGAGCCUUGGCCUCAACGAUCCGAUUCUGGUCCAGUACGCCCGCUUUGUCGGCGACGCGUUGCAGGGUGAUUUGGGGAUCUCGUACAGCUUCAACCGAGACGUCUCCGAGAUGAUCGCCGAACGUCUGCCCGCGACGAUCGAGCUUGUAUUGCUGUCCGGUCUUCUCGCGCUGGUGAUCGCGAUUCCCGCGGGCAUCUACACGGGCAUCAACCGCAAGGGCGGCUGGGCGCAGGCCCUGAUGGCCCUGUCCGUCAUCGGUGUCUCGAUUCCCUCCUUCCUGCUCGGCAUCCUGAUGAUCCUCGUCUUUUCGGUGUGGCUCAACUGGCUCCCGUCUUUCGGCCGCGGCGAUGUGGCAGGGGCUUUUGGCUUCCGGUCAAGCCUCUUCACGCUCGAUGGCUUGAGUCACGCCUUGAUGCCCGCCGCCGUGCUGUGCCUGUUCCAGAUGGGCGUCAUCCUGCGGCUGGUCCGCGCGGAGAUGCUGGAGGUUCUGCGCACCGACUAUAUCCGCUUUGCAUGGGCUCGCGGUUUGCCGGCGCGUUCCGUGUAUCUGCAUCACGCACUCAAGAACACGCUGGUCCCGGUGAUAACGGCUAUCGGUCUGCAACUGAGUGCUCUGUUCGCCUUCUCGAUCAUCACCGAGCGCGUCUUCCAGUGGCCCGGAAUGGGAUCGCUGCUGCUGCAUGCGAUCGAACAAAGCGACAUCCCGCUUUUGGCCGCCUACCUCAUCUUCGUCGGGCUGGUCUUCACCGUUUCCAACCUUGUCGUCGAUGCCCUUUAUGCGCUGAUCGAUCCGAUAAAGUCGGACUUCUGGUACGAACUGCUGUCGUCUCCGGUUACCGUCAUCUCGGCCUUGACCAUCAUCGUUCUGGUUCUGGCCUGCGCAUUUGCCCCCUGGAUCGCGCCGCACACGCCGUUUGAUCCGAGCACGAUCUCGAUCCUCGACAACAAUCUGCCACCGGCCUGGGAAGAUGGCUCCGACCCUCGAUUUGUUCUGGGGACCGACAUGCAGGGACGCGACGUGCUCUCGGCGAUGCUCUAUGGCGGCCGGAUUUCGUUGCUGGUGGGGCUGGGGGCGGUCGCCCUGUCCACCCUGAUCGGCCUGGUCGUCGGGCUGCUUGCCGGCUUUUUCGGUGGCAUCACGGACACGGUGCUCAUGCGGGUCGCCGAGGUCCAGUUCGCGUUUCCGCCAAUCCUGAUCGCACUGCUGUUGAACGGUAUCCUGAAGACCGCGCUUCCUGCGGAUGUGUUCGCCACGGCCGCCGUGCCCAUCAUGAUUCUGGCGAUCGGCCUGGCGGGAUGGGUGCAGUUCGCGCGGAUCGUGCGUGCCUCGACGAUGGUUCAGCGCGACCAGGAUUACGUCACGGCUUGUCACGCGAUCGGACUGCCGAACCAUACGGUCAUCUUGCGCCACAUCCUGCCGAACGUGCUGGGGCCCGUUCUCGUGCUGGCCAUGUUGCAGAUCGCUGUGGCUAUCGUAACCGAGGCCGGCAGCCAGUUCCUGUUCUCCGGCAUCUGGUGGGUGGUCAUCUUUCCCGGCCUCAUGCUGCUGGCGAUGGUGAUCGCUGCGAUGACCGCUCCCCUGCUCAGCAUAGAAGCGCUCUGCGUCGGAUUUCCGCACCGCCUCGGCGAUUUCGUCGCCGUGGACGGCUUCACCAUGGACCUGAACAAGGGAGAAAUCGUUGGCCUGAUCGGAGAGAGCGGCGCCGGCAAGUCGACGGUCGGAAACGCCGUGAUCGGCCUUCUCAGCCAUCCGGGCCGGAUCACCGCGGGGCGCAUCGUUCUGCAAGACCAGGACCUCGCCGCACUUUCUGCCAAACAGAUGGAGGUUCUGCGGGGCCGCCGCAUCGGCAUGAUAUUUCAGGAUCCGAUGACAUCGCUCAAUCCGCUGAUGACCGUUGGGGCGCAGUUGGCGGAAUCGAUUUCGAUCCUGCAGAACAAGUCCCUGUCAGAAGCGCGCAUCGAGGCCGCCAAGCGCCUCGGGGAUGUCGGCAUCCCGGACGCCGAUACCCGGAUGCACCAGUAUCCGCACGAGUUUUCGGGCGGGAUGCGCCAGCGAGUCGUGAUCGCGCUGGCGCUUGCAGGCGAUCCGGAUCUGCUGAUUGCCGACGAGCCGACGACAGCGCUCGAUGUAUCUGUGCAAAAGCAGGUGCUCGACCUGAUCCGGAGCAUCUGCAGGCAACGCCAGCUUGGCGUGAUCCUUGUAACGCACGACAUGGGCGUCAUCGCCGAAACCGCAGACCGGGUCUGCGUGAUGCGCCACGGAAAAUUGGUGGAAACGGGCGUGACGGCCGAUGUCCUGGGCAGCCCCAAGGCGGAGUACACCAAGCAGCUGAUAGCGGCGAUUCCCAGUAUCACCGAACGCGAGGAGCGGUUCCGCAACCCCGCCAGGCGCACCGGAGAGAUCGACGCCUGGCUGCUGCAGGCGCAUGACCGCGAGGAAAAUGGCGCCUUCCUCAGGAGUUCGGCGCUGGUGAAGGAGUUUCCCGCCAAGGGGGCUUCAUUCAGGAUCCGGCCUCCGGCAUUCCGGGCCGUUGACGUCCCCCCGCUCGAGAUCGCACGGGGCGAGGUUCUGGGGCUGGUUGGUGAGAGCGGUUCGGGCAAGUCCACGCUCGGACGGCUCUUGACGGGGCUGCUGCCCAUCACCGAAGGGGCGGUGACCUACACCGACCAUGGCGACAUUUCAGCCCUGCGCCAAGCCGCGCAGCGCAAGAGGUUCCGGCGCGAUGUCCAGGUUGUCUUCCAGGACCCCUAUUCUUCUCUGAACAGCCGACUCCGCGUGGAUCAUAUCCUGUCCGAGCCGAUCAGGUUCCACGGGCUCGCAAGCCGGGCGCAGACACCAAGGCUCGUCGGCGCCCUUCUUGAACGGGUGGGAUUGAAGGCGGCAGACGGCCGGAAGUACCCGCAUCAAUUCUCGGGCGGUCAGCGCCAGAGGAUCUGCAUCGCGCGUGCACUCGCCGUGCGUCCACGGUUCCUUCUAUGUGACGAGCCGACAUCGGCGCUCGAUGUCUCGAUCCAGGCGGAAAUGCUGGCUCUGCUCAUGGAGCUCAGACGCAGUCUGGGGCUGACGAUGCUCUUCGUCAGCCACGACCUUGCCGUCGUGCGCCAGGUCUCGGAUCGCGUCGCGGUCAUGCAGCGCGGCAAGAUCGUUGAACUGCGCGAGUCCGAAGAAUUUGGAGGAAGCGCUCUGAUGUCGCAACCAGUCGGUUUGAUCGGUCUCGGUGCCAUGGGCGGCAGCAUGGCGGCACGGCUGCUGGAAACGGGGCACGAAGUCGUCGGGUACGACGCUCUGCCAGAAGCGCGGGAACGGGCGGCGCGCGUCGGAGCGGUCAUUGCCGAUCAUCCAGCGGCGGUGGCCAAGGCAGUCGAUGUGCUGAUCCUGUCGCUGCCCAAGGCGCAGUUCGUCGAUGACGUGAUGUCGGAUGUGGGGCCGCAUCUGUGCAAGGGGGCGGUCGUGCUGGACACGACAACCUCCGAGCCGGAAACCAGCCGAGCUCACGCGAUGAAAGGGGCCGGGCACGGUUAUGCGUUUCUCGACGCGCCGGUCAGCGGCGGGCCUGCGGCCGCCCGGUCCGGCGCCAUGACCAUGAUCGUUGGCGGCGAUGGCGCAGCGCUGGAAAAGGCGAAGCCGGUGCUGAAGGAUUUGACGUCAAAGCUCUUGCACAUUGGUCCGUCGGGUGCGGGCAACGUCGCCAAAAUUGCCAACAACCUGCUGUGCGCCGCCAAUCUGGCUCUGGUCAGCGAAAUGGUGCAUCUGGCCGCGCGCGCCGAGGUUUCGGCCGCAGACCUGCUGGCGGGCGUCAAUGCCGGUUCCGGGCGAAGCGGCGUCAGUGAGGUGAAUUUUCCACGCUGGAUUUUGAACGGCAGCUACGAUUCGGGCUUCACCAUGGGGCUGAUGCGUAAGGAUAUCGGCCUGGCGCGCGAUCUGGCGGACAAAUUCGGCCUCGAUCUGCCUGCGAUGAAAGCCAUCGCCGACAUUUGGGAAGAAAGCCGCGACAGGCUCAGCGACAGCGCCGAUUUCAACGAGAUUUUCAAGUACGAACUCGGGCUUGGCCAACGACCCCAAAGCAUUGUCGGCGGAGAGCUUGUGGAUGGGGCAGGGGCGAUGAUCACCUUGCAAGAUCCGUUCAGCCUGUCGACUCUCGCCGUCUAUGCGGAUUGCGCCGGCGCAAUCGCAAACCGCGCUUGCGAUUGCGCGGAAACCGCGCAACGCACUUGGAUUGGCGAUUUCACGCCGGCUGCACGCGGCAACGUCAUGCAGAGCGUUGCCUCUGCAAUCGAGGCGCGGACCGAGACCCUGGCAAAGCUCGAGGCUCUUGUGGCGGGCAAGCCAAUUCGCGACUGCCGGAUCGAGGUGGCCAAAGUCGUUGAGAUGUUCCGCUAUUAUGCCGGCUGGGCAGACAAGCUGCACGGCGAGGUCAUUCCGGUUCCGUCGGGUCACCUCAACUACACCCUGCGAGAGGCGAUUGGCGUCGUCUUUCAGAUCACCCCCUGGAACGCGCCGAUCUUUACGGCCGGCUGGCAGAUCGCCCCGGCGAUUGCCUGCGGCAAUGGCGUGGUGAUCAAACCGAGCGAGUUGACGCCCGUCACAACCAUCGCUCUGGUCAGGCUUGCCGAAGAGGCGGGGUUGCCGAAGGGCCUGGUCAAUGUCCUUGCCGGUCUCGGUCCGACGGCAGGUGCAGCUGCGAUUGCCCACAAGGCGGUCGGCAAAGUUGUCUUCGUCGGUUCGCCCGCCACGGGUCGGCGGGUGGCCGAAGCAGCGGGCGCAGCGCUGAAGCCUGUCGUUCUUGAGCUUGGCGGAAAGUCCGCCAACAUCGUGUUUGACGAUGCCAAUCUCCAACAUGCGGCGUUGGGCGCGCAGGCAGCCAUCUUUUCCAGCGCCGGACAAAGCUGCGUGGCCGGCUCACGAUUGCUGGUCCACAAGGAUAUCCACAGCCGGCUGAUCGACAUGAUCGCGUCCGGCAUGAACGACAUCACGUUGGGCGAUCCGCUGGAUGAUGCGACCGAGAUCGGUCCGAUCAGCAACGCCCGCCAGUACGAGUUCGUCGGUGCCAUGAUUGCAGACGCAAGACAGGGUGGCGCAACCGUACGCACCCGGUCGACGCGACCGCAGAGCGGCUUUUUCGUCCCGCCCACCGUGCUUGAUGGAUUGAGCCAUCAGGCAAAAGCCGCGCAGACCGAGAUCUUCGGACCCGUCGUGACGGUAAUUCCGUUUGCGAACGAGGCCGAGGCCAUCGAGAUUGCCAAUUCCACGGAGUUCGGCCUGGCAGGCGCCGUCUGGACGUCCGACGUGGGACGGGCGCAUCGCGUAUCGCAAGCGGUGCGCGCGGGUACGUUCUGGAUCAACAGCUACAAGCGGGACCGACGCGCUGAUGGAAUACACCAGUCCGAAGAGCAUCUGGCUCGACAGCGGCGAAAUACCGAAAAUCGCCUUUGGUUAUGUUUCGUGACGCAAGCGAACGCGCGGACAACGGCGAACCCGAUCGACCCCGUGGGCUCUGUUCCGGCGGACGCCGGCUUUUUCACCUCGCGACAUCCGGUCUGUACAGGCUGGCGCAGAAACCUGCACCGAUAUCCGGAGCUGGCCUACCAGGAGCACAGGACGUCCGAAUUCGUCGCCCAACGGCUGACAGACAUGGGGAUCGCGGUGCAGCGCGGAUAUGCAGGCACGGGUCUGGUCGGGGUUUUGAAGACGGGCGACGGUCCCAACAUCGGAUUGCGGGCCGACAUGGACGCCUUGCCGAUUGUCGAGGAGGGUCGGCAGGAUUACAGAUCCGUCAAUGAUGGCGUGAUGCAUGCAUGCGGGCACGAUGGGCAUACAACCAUGCUGCUGGCGGCCGCAGAGUAUCUUGCGCGCACCAGACGAUUCCAGGGCACCGCCACGUUCAUUUUCCAGCCGGCCGAGGAAUGCGAGGCCGGCGCGCGACGGAUGAUCGAGGACGGCCUCUUUGCCGAUCAUCCGGUGGACGAAGUCUUUGCCCUGCACAACUGGCCCGGUCUCGCCGCCGGGGAGGUUUCGGUCCGCGCCGGUCCCCAGAUGGCGGGUUUUGACACGUUUGACAUCACGAUCACAGGGCGCGGCAGUCACGCGGCAAUGCCCCAGGAAGGCACCGAUGCCGUCGUCGCGUCCGGACAGCUGAUCGGUGCGCUUCAAUCGAUUGUCUCACGUUCGCUUGAUCCGCAAUCGGCCGCCGUUCUGAGCAUCACGCAAGUCCACGCGGGAGAUGCAUACAACGUCAUUCCCCAAGCCGUUCGACUGGCCGGCUGUACGCGUUUCUUCGACACCGCGGUGAAGAACCGGUUGAAAACGCGCAUGAGGCAGAUCUGCACCGGAAUCGAAGUGCAGCAUGGUGUCUCGGUCUCGCUCGACUACAAACCGGUCUAUCCGCCCACCAUCAAUCAUCUGCGAAGCCAGCAGAUGGCGGUGGACGUGGCAGGAACGAUUGUCGGCGACACGCUCGUUCACGACGAUCAGAACCCGUCGAUGGCGUCGGAGGACUUCGCCUUCAUGCUGGAGCGAGUGGCGGGCGCCUAUCUCUGGUUGGGCAACGGCCCGGUCGCAAGUUUCGGUGCGCUGCACACGCCGACCUAUGACUUCAAUGACGCCAUCCUGCCCAUCGGCGCGCGGAUUCUGGCGGCCUUGGUCGAAACGGACAGGCGAUGA
This is a messenger RNA of Effrenium voratum, 11718 nucleotides long. The record is from the annotation of a GenBank genome assembly. NCBI's taxonomy places the organism in Eukaryota, Dinophyceae, Suessiales, Symbiodiniaceae.